AUGAAGACGUUCAAACACCUCACGAUAACUGGCGCCACGCCCACUCUGCGCCGCGAAACUCGGUACCUGAUGCACCUUCUGCUCACCCUCGAGCGCGCGCCGUACGACACGCGACUCAACCUAGAGUUUGUCUCCCUCGCACACAUGCGUCAGCUUAACUACAAGUACAAGGGCUCAGAUCGGGCCACUGAUGUCCUCACCUUCACCCCGGUAGGGAAGGCGGGCAGCUUUGUGAAUGAUCUUCUCUUCAGCGAUUUUCUGGAGAGAGGCGACGGCAACAAGGACACAGGAGCCACGCUGACCACCUCACCUACGUGUGCUGGGGCGGUAGGGGCUGAGCCGAACGCCCUGACGCAGUCCAUCAUCCGCGCUGAGCUGCUCGACCUCGGCAACAUUUUUGUGUCACUCGAUUAUAUGCGCCUGCGAUGCCGUCGUUACCCCUCCACUACUCUUCCCCUGGCGCCCUACCUCCAUGCGGCGCUUGUGCACGCUACACUGCACGCGCUGGGCUACGACCACACGAGUCCCGCCCUCCUCCAACAAAUGGUACGGAGGGAGCAGCAGCUCGGUCGACAGCUGGCGAUGAUCGCGCGCCAGCAUCCGAGGUGCCUUCCUCCGCUUAAUAUGUGGGAUACAAUGUGA
This is a messenger RNA of Leishmania mexicana MHOM/GT/2001/U1103, 642 nucleotides long. RefSeq lists its product as hypothetical. Bases 1 to 642 code for a protein of 213 amino acids. NCBI's taxonomy places the organism in Eukaryota, Euglenozoa, Kinetoplastea, Trypanosomatida, Trypanosomatidae. Gene Ontology annotation, molecular function: metalloendopeptidase activity. The record is from RefSeq and is a predicted model, not a curated record. The transcript has a single exon. Gene Ontology annotation, biological process: rRNA processing.